AUGGCCGAUUCCGGCACCGGCACUUACACCACGGCCUCGGCCUCGGACAUCAUUACCUACAUCGGCGUCCCUCUUGCCGUCCUCGGUGUCCUCCCCAUUCUCUACAACACCAUCGCAACCCUGGCCGCCCGCUCGCGCAUCCGCCGCAUGCUCCGCCAUGCCCGCCUGACCGCCCUGACACGCUCCGACGUCGUGAACCGCGUCAUCGAGGUCGACCUCCCGCGCUACGCCGUGACGCCCUGGGACCGCUUCGACCACCGCGAGGAGUAUUGGUCCCUUGCCAGGUACCCCUCGUCCAUACCCGGCGGGACCUGGACGACGUUCAAUUGGCGGACGAACACCAUCGGCCUCAAGACGCAGAGAGUCGAGUAUGCCGACCAGCUGCGCCAACCCCAGGUCGAAGUGAGCUUCGAGGAGCUGGUUUCUUAUCUCCUGGACCUCGGUGCCGUCCCUGACGCUCAUGGCUGGAGACUUCUGAGGAGCACCGGCCUAUGGACUCCCAUCGGCUGUACUCUGAUGCAGAGCCCGGAUGGCCAACACAAGGCCCUUACCAUCGCGCCCCUCGACGACUCGGACGGCCACCUCUCGCUAUCCGUCAUGUGGUCCUCCCACUGGACCACCAGAAGCCACGAGUCCCUCCCCCCAUACUGGGUCCGUCUCCCUCCGCCUCCCGAGACCGUCACCGCGACCACAGUAGAAGACCACCCCGAUGCCCUGGACGACAUCAAACAGAGCCCGCUUUCCCAGAAAUCCUCCCUCUCCAGCAUAUCCCGCGCCGCCCGCACCGCCGCGAACGCUCCCAUCGCCUGCAAAAUCUCCUCCCACGGCCUCAUCAGCGCCCACCCCGAGCCCGACGACAACGCCCGCCCCGCCACGCCCCUGCACAUCGACCACGUCCGCAUCCGGCCGGGUCCCUCCGUCCCCACGGCGGGCGUGUGGUUCGCGAGCGCCGCCACGGCCUACGGCACCUCGAGCACCACCGUCCUGUGGAACUACCGCAUCCCGGAUGACGUCCUGGCCUUUGCGCGCGGCUCCUCCGUGCCCUGCGGCGUGCUCGAGCUCCUCGGUAUCGCCGACGCCUCCCAAACGCCCGAGUGGGCCACCUGCCACGACGACAUGAGGGACAACCUCGACCUCGUGGGCCGCAGGAUGCGCGAGCAGCGGAACGCCAUCGCCGCCGAGUCGAGGCUGCCGCCCAAGGAGAAGGAGCAGGCGGUCCGGGACCGUAUGCGUAAGGAGUCGGAGCAGCGCCUCGAUGACCUCCGAGACAAGAUGCGACUCGACGCCCAGCGCCGCGACCUGCGCACCCACGAGGCCAUCCAGUCGCCCAAGUGGGACGCCGCCCUCGUGGCCUCGCACACCCUUCCCUGGCUCCGGCAGCACGGCCACCUACCCUCUUCCUCCGACACAACGGCGCCGGAAACCCCCCGCGCCGUCGUCGGCGGCCUACUUCACCGCAUGCUCCUCGACGGCGCCUUCGCGGACGACGUGGCUUCCGUGCUGGGCGCGUGGAAGGCGUGGGCCGACAACGGCGGCAUGCGCAAGUCGGACCUCGAGGCGCUGCGGGAGGCGCGGACGAGCUUCGCGCUCGCGAGCCUCCUGGUCGCCGUGAUCCGGGAUGCCGGCGUCGCGACCGAGGGGGGCCUGGCCGUGGAUCUGCAGGAGUGCCUGGGCAUGUGGCGACAGGUGAGGUUGGGGUAG
This is a messenger RNA of Colletotrichum higginsianum IMI 349063, 1701 nucleotides long. RefSeq lists its product as uncharacterized. Lineage: Eukaryota; Fungi; Ascomycota; Sordariomycetes; Glomerellales; Glomerellaceae. The transcript is spliced from 2 exons. The record is from RefSeq and is a predicted model, not a curated record. The coding region runs from base 1 to 1701 and encodes 566 amino acids.